Molecule: messenger RNA, 4104 nt
Organism: Labeo rohita (rohu)
Lineage: Eukaryota; Metazoa; Chordata; Actinopteri; Cypriniformes; Cyprinidae
Gene: prkaa1
Product: protein kinase, AMP-activated, alpha 1 catalytic subunit
Exons: 10
Coding region: 52-1773 (573 amino acids)
Biological process (GO): intracellular signal transduction; protein phosphorylation
Cellular component (GO): cytoplasm
Molecular function (GO): protein serine/threonine kinase activity; ATP binding
Source: RefSeq, a predicted model, not a curated record
UCUCGUCCCCGUCCCGCUGCUGCCUCUCUCAGGUAGGGCCUCAGAGCGAAGAUGGCGACGGACAAACAGAAACAUGAAGGCAGGGUGAAAAUCGGACAUUAUAUUCUCGGAGACACACUAGGAGUGGGAACGUUUGGAAAAGUCAAAGUGGGCCAGCAUGAGUUGACCAAGCACCAGGUGGCAGUAAAGAUUCUGAACCGGCAGAAGAUCCGCAGUCUGGAUGUAGUUGGGAAGAUUCGACGUGAGAUCCAGAACCUCAAGCUCUUCCGUCACCCGCAUAUAAUCAAACUUUACCAAGUCAUCAGCACACCAACAGAUAUCUUCAUGGUAAUGGAAUAUGUGUCAGGAGGAGAACUCUUCGACUACAUCUGUAAAAAUGGAAAGUUGGACGAGAAGGAGAGCAGGCGUCUGUUCCAGCAGAUCAUCUCAGGGGUGGAUUACUGCCACAGACAUAUGGUGGUGCACAGAGACCUCAAGCCUGAGAACGUCCUGCUGGAUGCGCAGAUGAAUGCCAAGAUUGCAGACUUUGGCUUGUCAAACAUGAUGUCGGAUGGAGAAUUCUUAAGAACGAGUUGCGGUUCUCCUAAUUAUGCUGCUCCGGAAGUCAUCUCUGGAAGGUUAUACGCAGGGCCUGAGGUGGACAUCUGGUCCAGUGGUGUGAUUUUGUACGCUCUGCUGUGCGGAACGCUGCCGUUUGAUGACGACCACGUGCCAACACUGUUCAAGAAGAUCUGCGAUGGGAUCUUCUUCACGCCUCAGUACCUGAACCCCUCCGUUAUUAGCCUUCUGAAACACAUGCUCCAGGUGGACCCCAUGAAGAGAGCCACCAUUAAAGAGAUUCGGGAGGACGAGUGGUUUAAACAAGAUCUCCCCAAGUAUCUGUUCCCAGAGGACGCUGCUUAUAGCAGUAAUAUGAUUGAUGAGGAGGCACUGAAGGAAGUGUGUGAGAAGUUUGAGUGCACUGAGGAGGAGGUGCUCAACUGCUUGUACAGUCGCAAUCACCAGGAUCCUCUUGCUGUGGCCUAUCACUUGAUCAUAGACAACCGGCGCAUUAUGAGCGAGGCCAAAGAUUUCUAUUUGGCCUCCAGCCCUCCAGACAGCUUCUUAGAUGAUCUGCCUGCGCACCACUCUGCGAAAAUUCACCCCGAGAGAGUGCCGUUCCUGGUGACUGAGUCUCAGCCCCGUCCUCGACACACACUGGAUGAGCUUAACCCUCAAAAGUCCAAGCAUCUCGGUGUCCGGCGGGCCAAGUGGCACUUGGGAAUCCGUAGCCAGAGCAGACCAAAUGACAUCAUGAGUGAGGUCUGUCGUGCUAUGAAGCAGCUGGACUACGAGUGGAAGGUAGUUAAUCCUUAUUACUUGCGAGUGCGGAGGAAGAACCCAGUCACUGGCAUACAUACAAAGAUGAGCCUCCAGCUCUACCAAGUGGACAGCAGGACCUACUUACUAGACUUCAGGAGCAUAGACGAUGACAUGAUAGAAGUAAAAUCAGGGACCGCCACACCUCACCGCUCUGGCUCGGUCGGUAACUACCGGACUACCCUAAAGAACGACAGGAGCGACAAAAACGAAUGUGAGGAUGCAGCGAAGGGCGACGCGUCGGCACCCUCCACGCCUCCGAUAUCCGGAGGAAAAGCGGCGGAGGGUUCUCUGGCUUCUUCUCUUACCUCCUCAGUGGAUUCCACAGGGGCAGAGAUCCUCCCCCGACCAGGAAGUCACACCAUAGAGUUCUUCGAGAUGUGCGCCAACCUCAUCAAGCUGCUAGCACGAUAACUUGUGGUUCCUCUGAUGCCUUCUCUCUCUCACUCUCUCUCUCACUGUCUUCCCUCUCACUCUCUGGCUUGUUUUCUCUCUCUCUUCUAGAAUACUGUCUACCUCUUCGUCCUCUGAUAUCCGUGUCAUCAUCCAGAGCAGUCCUUCUAUCUCGAUUCUUCUUGUCUCUCUUUUUCUCUCUCAGUGUCUUUAGAGCAAUAAGCAUGCGGACGGACUCGAGACUCCGUGCACCCCACUCGCAUGAACGGUCUGUGGCACUGCGGUCGCCAGGAUCAGCCUGUUUAAGAGGACUGAGAAAAGGUACAAGAAGAAAAAGAAUGGAGGUUUUGUUUUUGUGCCACAGUUAAGAAAGAUUGCUAAGCCAAUUCAUAGUGUCUAUACUCUUUUAGAGAUGGUUUUACAAGUCUUUUCUGGGUUUUAUAGCAAGGGUUGCCUUGCAGAGAGUGAGGUGUAGAGGUGCAUUUAAAUGAGUUAUACACUGAGCUAGCUGUACUGUACACAAUGCUGUUGUGAUUCUUGGCGGACCAAGAGAUGUUAUAAAGAAAGAGCCCUUGUGAGGCAUGUGGGACGACAAGUAAGACAGAAAGCGCUUUUGCACAGUUUUACCUGUAAGUUUUCGUGGGCCAGUGUCACAACUGGUUAUCCCAUUGAAGCGGCCUACCGAGAAAGGCACUCGAUUAGGAGGAGCCGUCUUAAUAAGCGGGGCCACUUUAACAUGGUGGGCACUUUAACACAAAGGGACAACUUGAUAAGUCAGCCUUUCUUAAGGAAGAGACCAAUAUAAAACCCAUUUAUCCUGAGUGCAAUGUCCUUGCCUCCAUUUCACAGAUUUUCGUUUGUUUGUUUGUUUGUCACACCUUAGUCUUUUUUUCUAUUCGCUCACAUUUUACAUAAAUUUAAGUAUAUUCAGAAUUUAAACAUGCAGUUGGAUUUAUAUUUAUCAGUGCUUUAAAUGGGGUUGUAGAUUGUAUUAAAAUUGUGAUAUUGGACUGGAUUUUUUUUUUAAGAAAUGUUUGAUUAUAUCGCUGUAAGAUGUUUUAUUCCAUACACUGCUUUAUCAAAAACAUUUUUUUACUUUUAUUUUAGUUGUUUUACAAAACAAUGGUUGCUUGAAAAAGAAGUACACCUUAAAGAAAUCAAAUGUUUUUGUAUCUCCCCCCACUUUUACAAAUUAUGUUUUCCGUAAUGAGGCUCAGUAUUAAAAAACAAAUGUAAGCUGGGUUGUUCGCAUUCGUGAAAACUUGACUUAAAUAAAAAACACACGCAGCUGGGAAAACAAAAAACAAAAAAGGAUAUUGGUGCAUACUGACAGAUCUCCUGAGCGAAUCAUAGUCAUGUCUUAUUCCUGUGUUUGUAAAGCCAAGUCAUAAUUGUAAGAUCUGAAAAUAGGAAAGCGCUUCCUGCUUGCAUGUGACUUUAUGUGCCCUCGUAUGAGACCCAAGUCUACAAAAGUCCACUAAGAAAAGAACUGCAACCUGUAAACAGUGAAUGAAAUUAUUCAUGGAAUAUGGAAUCUUCUUCAGAUCAGUUCUUUCAACUGAAAACGAAAUGGGUUUUAAAUUUAAAGUUGCUUGUUCGUUUGCCUGUCCAGAGCUCCAGCUAUGUUCAAAUUGAAGCAUUCCAAAUUCAAUAGUAAAAAAGCUAAAAUGAAUAGUUUUAAAUAUUAAGUUCAUUCUAUGGUUUGUAUGGCACAGCUUAUUUACAUUUUAAAGUCUGAAUGUCUUAACGCACAUUGCUAACGCACUAAAGAAAUAACUUUAUUAGUCCUUCUAAAUGCAGCAGUAUCGUAUUCUCAAAAAGGAGAUUCAAGGCCAGUAAUUCUGAUUUGACCUUUUGGAAUUCUUGAGUGUUUCCUAUAUGUUAAGAUCCUAAGUUUCCUAAAAAGGAUGAUUAUGUUUUUGUGUUCUAAACUGCACUGUCAUUUCAGAAUCUCUGUUAAUGAGAUUUUAGAGCUAAAACUUGACAAUCUAUGCUUUGCAAGUCAGCUUAAGACAAAUCCAGAGAAAUUUAGUUUUGUUUUGACCCCUUCACCUUUUUUUUUAUUCCAAAGUUUAUUUCCCUGUGUAGUUGUCUAAUUCAAAUGUUAACUCUUCUUUAUCGCUAGGGAACAAUUUCAGCGUCUCCACAGGCUGUUUAUUCAGCCAUUGAAAAUAAGUAUAGAGAAUCUGUUGAUGUUCUUCUCUUAACUGCAUUUAUUUGAUUAUCUGUGCAGAGAUGCACCUCAUGGAGGCUUGCCAAUGUACAUUUACAGAAAAUUACUGAUAAUUUACAGUUGAAAAGAUGAUUUGUAAAUACAACUGCCUAAUAAAAUGAUACAUGAAGACUGAUUGA